Anarrhichthys ocellatus (wolf-eel) is the source of this 3275-nucleotide messenger RNA. RefSeq names its product guanine nucleotide-binding protein subunit alpha-13-like. Gene Ontology annotation, cellular component: heterotrimeric G-protein complex; brush border membrane; cytoplasm. Lineage: Eukaryota; Metazoa; Chordata; Actinopteri; Perciformes; Anarhichadidae. The transcript is spliced from 5 exons. The coding region runs from base 42 to 1175 and encodes 377 amino acids. Gene Ontology annotation, molecular function: G-protein beta/gamma-subunit complex binding; guanyl nucleotide binding; D5 dopamine receptor binding. Gene Ontology annotation, biological process: adenylate cyclase-activating G protein-coupled receptor signaling pathway; Rho protein signal transduction. The record is from RefSeq and is a predicted model, not a curated record.
CGAACGCGCAUCAAAUUAGCAUCGAUGAAGUUUGUGCGAACAUGGCGGAUUUCCUGCCGACCAGGUCCGUGCUAAAAGUUUGUCUACCCGUCUGCUUUCUGAACACCGGAGAGGUGGAACAACUCCGAAAGUCCAAGCAGAUCGACCGAUGUCUCUCCCGGGAGAAAACGUACGUGAAGCGGCUGGUGAAGAUCCUGCUGCUCGGCGCUGGCGAGAGCGGCAAGUCGACUUUCCUCAAACAAAUGCGGAUCAUCCACGGCCAGGACUUCGACCAGCAAGCGCGAGAGGACUUCAGAGCCACGAUUUACAGCAACGUUAUCAAAGGUGUCCGCGUGUUGGUGGACGCCCGGGAGAAGCUGCACAUCCCGUGGGGUGAGCCGGACAACCAGAAGCACGGGGACAGCCUGAUGGCCAUCGACACCCGGUCGGCGAAGAUGGCCAGCGGGCGGCUGGAGACGUCCGUCUUCCUGCGGUACCUGCCCGCCAUCAGAGCUCUGUGGGACGACUCGGGCAUACAGAACGCAUACGACCGUCGUAGGGAGUUUCAGCUGGGUGAGUCAGUGAAGUAUUUCUUGGAUAAUCUGGAUAAGCUCAGCGAUCCGGACUAUGUUCCCACUCAGCAGGACAUCCUGCUGGCUCGCAAACCCACCAAGGGCAUCCACGAGUACGACUUUGAGAUCAAGAACGUCCCGUUCAAGAUGGUGGACGUGGGGGGGCAGCGGUCGGAGCGGAGGCGCUGGUUCGAGUGCUUCGACUCGGUCACCUCCAUCCUCUUCCUCGUGUCCUCCUCCGAAUACGACCAGGUGCUGAUGGAGGACAGGCAGACCAACCGGCUGCGCGAAUCGCUCGACAUCUUCGAGACCAUCGUCAACAACCGCGUCUUCGUCAAUGUGUCGAUCAUCCUCUUCCUCAACAAGACGGACCUGCUGGAGGAGAAGGUGAAGAGCGUUCCGCUCAAGGACUACUUUCCAGAGUACACCGGGCAGGAGCACGACCUGCCGGACGUCCAGGCGUUCAUGGUGGAGUGCUUCCGGGCCAAGAGGCGCGACGCCACCCAGAAGCCCCUGUACCACCACUUCACCACGGCCAUCAACACGGAGAACAUCAGGCUGGUGUUCCGUGACGUCAAGGACACCAUCCUCCACGACAACCUCAAACAGCUCAUGCUCCAAUGACCCCUGUCGACCUGUGAAAGUAGAGGACCUGAACGGGGACAGACCACCACCACCACCCCCCCCUCCCCCCACCCCCCCUCGCUCCUGACGAGGACUCGGAAAGAGGACCAGCCUCAGAAGAAUCCGUUAGACGUCAGCAUUCUUCUCCAGCCGUUUUUAUAUUAGUUUUUACCCUCCUCUUUUGAAGAGUCGUCUUCUUGUUAGUUAAAGGGUUUGGUAGGGGAACAGACUGUCUGUGGUUAUACAGAAAGACAGGCGGGAGGUUCAGAUGUUGGAUAACAUCUGAUCCCUGUUGCUUCGUCUCGAGACUCUCUCCUCUGGCCCCGAGCGCCUGGCUGCGGAAAACCUGCGAAACUUUUUACAAACCGGGCACAUGGUCUCUGAACCAGAUACACAACCUGCCGAAGCAACAGAUACAGGAACGACGAUGUCUAGACAACAUGGAAGCAAAAGAGUUAAGGCGGUCAAAAUGCAAUCAAUGUUGAUUUGCCAGUUUGUGUCCAAAGCACUGAAUUCAUCUAGUCCCACAAAAAAAAAAAUCACUCCACUAUUUCUGUUGCACCCUCCAGUGCUGCUUAGCGAACAUGGUUUCUAAGCCCCCCCGCACAGUUGUUUUGUUAUCGCGUAACACCGCCCCUCCCUCUUCUCGUCCCACUCAUCACCUUUUCUCGUGCCUUCGAGACAUUUUUGCCAGGACAAGGACCAGUCCAUUGAUGGCGGGAAAAAAAGCGUUCAGAAAGUUCAAUAUUUUAUGUGGUAAAUGGCUCCAGCACUGGCACCUUUUCUGAGGGGAAAAAAUGCAAGAAAGGGGCACAAACCACAAUACUGAACCUAUAAUGUCUUAUGUAGGCCUAAUCACUGUUUAAAUCCUGCAUUUGUGCCUGUUGCCUCUAUAGAAUUAAAGCCUUCAACAGAUGGCUAAGAUGCAAGUUCCCAUGCAAGUUGUCCUUUUUGUUUUUUGGCCAUUCCGAGGACAAAAAUUACCUUGAAUGGCGCAUGAGGCAGUCGUGCCAUCAAGUGAACAUGCAGUCCACUGUUUUCUCAGGGUUGAAUCAAAACCAGCGUUGAUGCUGAAGUCGUCGUUGGUGAACUAACUGAAUAAUUUAAUCUUUGUCUGGGUGGCCAGGCCUCAGUACAGUUAGCUGGGUGGUGUUUGGUACUGGAUCCUCCUGGCUUUGACCCAGAAUCUCCUCUCUCUCUGUUUCCAUCUCUGAUUAGAUGCCUUGUAAAGGGACAGACUGAAAUGAUGAAUGUCUGUUCGUAGACGUAGAGAGAUUUACUCUAGAUUGUCUGAAUAUACUGUAACUGUGACUCCAGGCGUCUCUGAAAAACCCUCGAAGGUUUGUUUGUGUUUUAUACGCCAACUUGACCUAUUUAGGAGUUUUUAAAAAAAGGCAUUUUAAAUUUCUUGAAAGAACAAUGUAGACAAGAAAAAGCUACUGGAGCGACUGUAUUCUUUAGGGGGCCAAUUCUUUUUAGAGGACAAUUCCCAGGCACUGUUUGAAUCUGUAUUUCUAAUCCAAAUCACCCCAUGCUUUCUUGUGACUGUUCACAUUCUCUUCCCAAAUUAAGCGCCUGUGAGCGUCUAUUUGCUUCUAGUUCUGGCUUUGUACAUACUGUAAUCUGUUGCCGUGUAAAUAAUAGUCAGGUUUAUCUCCGUAUAUGUAAAUGGUUGUAGAAAUGGAUUAUUUUGUUUUUCAAAUCACUGCUUUUCCAAUGAAGAUUACCUUUUUUUUUGAUUAGGAUGUGUUGUCUUAUUGUUUUCAUCACCUUCUUGAAAUUCAUUCCUGUGCCAAGUCUCAUGCCACUCUAACCCUAUCAAUAAAAUACACUUUUCUAAUGAAAGUAGACCAUCUUUUUAUUAAUUUGACCUCGAGUAUUUUGCCUCUUCAUGAUUAACAUUGGCCCAAAAAAAUGCGAGAAGAUAUGUUACAAAAUGAACAAUUGUUUUGUAUUUCUACAUUAAAUGUACACUUCAACUAAACAUUUUUUUGACAUAUUUUAUAUUAUAAGUUGGCAGUCAUAUACAAGGUGUAAUAUGAUUUAAAUGAAUGUUAUUUCAUAUAACAUACAUGUGAGGUGCUUUUAUUGAGUGUGAAC